Molecule: messenger RNA, 2366 nt
Organism: Salvia miltiorrhiza (redroot sage)
Lineage: Eukaryota; Viridiplantae; Streptophyta; Magnoliopsida; Lamiales; Lamiaceae
Product: proline-rich receptor-like protein kinase PERK1
Exons: 8
Coding region: 471-2147 (558 amino acids)
Biological process (GO): protein phosphorylation
Molecular function (GO): protein kinase activity; ATP binding
Source: RefSeq, a predicted model, not a curated record
AGAGAAUAUUAAAUGUAUUUAUUAAAUUAAUUUGAAAGUGAAAUAUAAUUAUUUUGAUGAGAGAGGGGGUAUUUUGGGAAGGAAUAUCUUGUUGUAAUGGAAAACACAUAAUUAUGAGUAAUGUUGAAUUAAUAGGCGAGGAUAAUAUUUGGAAGUAGGAAGGGCGAAGUAUGUAGAGAUAUCGACGUUCCUUAAUUGCGUUGCGUAGAAAAGGAAAAAAUACGGAAAUAUCCAAAUAUUGAAUUGAGGCAUGAAACGACGUCAUCUCAUUCUCCUUGGAGCUGUCUCUCUCACCACUCAGCAGAGAGCCGCGAAAAGGAACCCACACGACGCCGUUUUGCGUCGCUUUCCCUUGUUUUUCAGCAUGUGUUAAAGCUUCUCAAGUCUCAGGUAGCCUUCUCUCUCUCUUCCCCCGCUCUCUCUAAGAAAGGGCUCUCUGUUGGAAAAUCUGAAGCAAUACAACUCCGGUAAUGUCUUCUCCGCCGCCGGGGGUCGCUACGGCCCCGACGUCACCGCCGCCUCCGCCUGGUCCUCCAUCUCCGGCGGAGCUUGUGCUUCCGCCGCCGCCUUCGGGGAACGUCACUCCGACGGCGCAAGUCGCGCCGCCGCCGGCGAUGAUCUCACCUCCGACGGCGUCCGGCAAUCGCUCGACAUUGGUGGCGCUAGGAGUGGGGAUAGGGAUAGGCGGCGCGAUCGUGCUGGUUUGCGUGGGUAUUUUCGUCAUUUGGUACAAGAGGAGGAAGAGGAAGCAUCUUGGGGUGGACGGAUUUGGUUAUGCUCCUUCGCAGAAACAGGGGCUCAAAGAUGAUCCUUAUCAUGGUCCAGAGUACAACGGGCCGCCAGCUCCAGCAUCUAACGCCAAUGCCUUUGGCCUUCCAAAGCCCACUCCUCCACCUGUCAUUUCACCAAAUUCUCACCUAUCUAUGGAUGUAUCUACUACUCCACCUUUUUUUAGUAGCAGCCUGAACUCCUUGGAGGCUAUUCCACAAACAACCCUUCCUACGAGCUUGGAUUCCACAAAAACUACAUUCACAUAUGAAGAACUUGCACUUGCAACAGAGAAUUUUUCUGACACCAACCUCCUUGGUCAAGGUGGCUUUGGAUAUGUUCAUAAGGGAGUGCUUCAUGAUGGUAGAGAUGUUGCAAUUAAGCAACUAAAGAUUGGGAGUGGUCAAGGGGAGCGUGAAUUUCAGGCAGAGGUUGAGAUUAUAAGUCGUGUUCAUCACAGCCAUCUAGUAUCACUACUUGGGCACUGCAUUUCAGGGACUCGAAGAUUGCUAGUGUAUGAAUAUGUCCCUAAUCAAACUUUGGAGUUCCAUUUACAUGGAAAGGGGGGCAAACAUCCUAUAAACUGGGCUACUAGGAUGAAAGUUGCCCUAGGCUCGGCAAAAGGAUUGGCAUAUUUGCAUGAGGACUGUCAUCCUAAGAUCAUACACCGUGAUAUCAAGUCAGCUAACAUUCUUCUUGAUGAAAAUUUUGAGGCGAAGGUAGCAGAUUUCGGCCUGGCUAGGUUCUAUUCAGAUACUGAUACUCACGUCUCCACUCGGGUAAUGGGAACUUUUGGUUAUUUAGCUCCAGAAUAUGCUCUUACUGGAAAGCUAACAGAUAAGUCAGAUGUCUUUUCAUUUGGCGUUGUGCUUUUGGAGAUAAUUACCGGCCGCAGGCCAAUUGAUAGAUCACAAAACUACCUUGAUGAUAACAUCAUUGAUUGGGCAAGGCCUUUGCUCUCACAAGCGCUGGAAAAUAACAACUUUGAUUGCGUGGCUGAUCCAAGGUUGCAGAAAGAUUAUGACUCUGUAGGGAUGGCUCGGAUGGUUGCUUGUGCUUCUGUCUGUGUGCGUCAUUUGGCUCGACGCAGGCCAAAGAUGAGUCAGAUAAUCCUAGCUUUGGAAGGAAACUUACCUCUAGAUGACUUGACCGAGGGCAUUCAACCGAGACACAACAUUUUAAACGAUUCUCAUGGGAGCUCGGACUACGACUCCUUAUACGACACCACACAGUACAGAGAGGAUCUGAUAAAGUUCAGGAAGAUGGCGUUAGAAAGUGCUGAACACACCGUGAGCGAGUACAGCGGCCCGACUAGCGAGUUUGGUCUUCGGCCCUCUGGCUCCAGCAGUGAAGGUCUAAGGAACAUACAAGUGACAUAGUCUGCAUUUUAUUUUUUAUUUUUUUGCUGAGGAUGUUAUUCGAGGAUACUGUAACAGCCAACAGGGGGGAAAGGCUGUGUAAAUUAAUUCUGAUGUCAAUUAUUUGUAGCAUUCUGAUCAUUAGUUCAUGGCCUAUGGAUAUGUUGAUUCAAUAUUUUUGUAUAUAGUAAUUGAAGAUGACCAAAUAAUGGUCUAGUAAUUCGAAAAACUCUUUUUUUC